This is a messenger RNA of Jatropha curcas, 2077 nucleotides long. RefSeq names its product arabinosyltransferase RRA3. The record is from RefSeq and is a predicted model, not a curated record. Gene Ontology annotation, molecular function: glycosyltransferase activity. Gene Ontology annotation, biological process: root hair cell development. Lineage: Eukaryota; Viridiplantae; Streptophyta; Magnoliopsida; Malpighiales; Euphorbiaceae.
ACCCACUCCGUCGUCGCUACUGCUUCAGCCUUCAGCUGUUAAUGACAGCUAUUCUCUGAACUUACUGAGCCAGCCACCUCUCUCUCUCCACCGCAACAACACUGAGUUCAUAGUCAACUAAAUGUAUUUUAUAUAAUACAAACCCAUUAGACUUGCCUGGCAAAAACAUGAUUUUCUUUCUCUGCAUGUGAGAAAGCAAAAGAAUAGAUUAAGAGUGUGUUGGAGAAGACAUAAUUGACAAAGAUGAUGAUUGGCCGCAGAGAGGGUGCUUUGAUGAGAAACAGCAAUACAGCACAUUCAUUGCGCAAAUCGAGAAUCGCAAUUGCCAUAGCUAUUGGGAUAUUCCUCGGAUGUGUCUUCGCCUUCUUUUUUCCUCAUGGAAUGUUCUUCUCUAUUUCUCAAUUUCGUUCUCGCCAUCUCUCCAAUUCAAUUUCCAAGGUGGUAUCAAAACCAUGUGAAUCAUCUGAGAGGCUGAAUAUGUUGAAAUCGGAAUUUGCAGCAGCAUCAGAUAAAAAUCUUGAGUUAAGGAAACAGGUUAAGGAGCUAACUGAAAAGCUCAGAUUAGCUGAACAAGGGAAAGAUCAAGCAGAAAAGCAAGUUGUGGUAUUGGGUGAGCAACAUAAAGCUGGGCCUUUUGGUACUGUUAAGGGUUUAAGAACGAACCCAACAGUCAUCCCAGAUGAUUCUGUUAAUCCAAGAUUAACAGAGAUAUUAGAGAAAGUUGCUGUUCAGAGAGAAAUUAUAGUUGCUUUAGCAAAUUCCAAUGUUAGAGAAAUGUUGGAGGUUUGGUUUAAUAGUAUUAAGAAAGUGGGUAUACCUAAUUAUUUAGUUGUUGCUUUGGAUGAUUCAAUUGCAAAUUUGUGCGAGUCAAAUGAUGUUCCAGUGUAUAAGAGAGAUCCAGAUGAGGGGAUUGAUUCUGUAGGAAAGAGAGGAGGUAACCAUGAAGUUUCAGGGUUGAAAUUUCGUAUAUUAAGGGAGUUCUUGCAACUGGGAUAUAGUGUUCUUCUCUCAGAUGUUGAUAUUGUAUAUUUGCAAAACCCUUUCAAUUACCUUUAUCGGGAUUCUGAUGUCGAGUCCAUGACUGAUGGGCACAACAAUGCAACUGCUUAUGGUUAUGAUGAUGUAUUUGAUGAGCCUGCUAUGGGAUGGGCUCGAUAUGCUCAUACAAUGAGGAUAUGGGUUUUUAACUCUGGCUUUUUCUACAUUAGACCUACAAUUCCUUCAAUUGAGCUUUUGGAUCGUGUGGCCAAUCGGCUUUCUCAUGAGAAGGCAUGGGACCAAGCAGUUUUUAAUGAGGAACUCUUUUUCCCUUCACGUCCUGGUUAUGAUGGACUUCAUGCUUCAAGGAGAACUAUGGAUUUCUAUCUCUUCAUGAACAGCAAAGUUCUUUUCAAGAUCAUAAGGAAAGAUGCUAACUUAAGCAAGCUCAAGCCUGUAAUUAUUCAUGUAAAUUACCAUCCUGAUAAGCUUCCACGAAUGAAGGCGAUUGUUGAAUUUUAUGUUAAUGGCCACCAAGAUGCACUGAAACCUUUCCCGGAUGGAUCAGACUGGUAAAUUUAUUUCUGCUUAUUUUCUGGUAGGCUCCUCUUUCCUGCUUAAUUGCUUCAAAUAUGUUGUAGACUUAAUAGUGAGCGGUCCAGCACAAAUGGUAAGGCCAAGAUGAAAUGACCUUCGGAGACAAAUUUGAGCUAUUUUUCUAUAAACAGAUGUUCUCUGUCAAAUGAUCUGUUAAAAAUUUAGUUCUUCGGCAAAGAUAGAGUUGAUGUCAGUGUAUCUGUUCAUGUUCAGAACUUCAGAUUAGUUUUUUAAUCAUUUACAACUCAAUGUUCUUUGAGAGAGGUUUUGACUGUUUGCCAGGGUAAAGAGAAUUGUGCUUUCUAUAUUUCUUUCUUUCUUCUUUUUUUUUUCCUUUAACCUCUCAAUCUUAGCUUGCUAGUUGCUUUUUCAAUUUUCCUUUACUUUUAUGUGUCAGCCUUGUUCAAGUCAUAGAGGAAAUGCAAGGACAUUUUGCAAUAGCCUUUUAAUGUGUAGUGCUUGUUGAAUGUCAAAUGAAAUUACUAUCACCAUUUUUGUUUUA